AUGGAACAGCCAACCCCAAUCACCAAAGGCAAGAAGGAGAUAAAGACCCUCUGUCAAUACAACAACAAAGAGAGUGAUAUGAAGAUACUCAUAAUGGUAAAAUUAGCCCUUCAACAGAAUGCAAAUAAGAUGAAGAAAAUAAAAAUGCCAACAAUAAUAGUCUGUUACUACAGGAUGCAUAAGAAAAGAAAUCAAAAUCAGCUGAAGAACAAAGAAGAGAACCCAGAGAACUCCAUCGAUCAAUCCAAGAGACCAGAGACCUAG
Propithecus coquereli (Coquerel's sifaka) is the source of this 264-nucleotide messenger RNA. Its product is annotated as sperm protein associated with the nucleus on the X chromosome N2. The coding region runs from base 1 to 264 and encodes 87 amino acids. Lineage: Eukaryota; Metazoa; Chordata; Mammalia; Primates; Indriidae. The record is from RefSeq and is a predicted model, not a curated record. The transcript has 2 exons.